Messenger RNA from Ricinus communis (castor bean), 1485 nucleotides. RefSeq names its product probable carboxylesterase 2. The record is from RefSeq and is a predicted model, not a curated record. The transcript has a single exon. NCBI's taxonomy places the organism in Eukaryota, Viridiplantae, Streptophyta, Magnoliopsida, Malpighiales, Euphorbiaceae. Bases 627 to 1085 code for a protein of 152 amino acids. Gene Ontology annotation, molecular function: hydrolase activity.
UACAGAUCUGCUCAUCAUGGAGGCAAGAAUGGUCCAUCCUUUUGUCGUAUAUAUAUGUGUCUAUAACAUAGAAACACAUCAUUCACUGCUCAUAGAAUUCAGAAUCUUUUCAUUCUCUCUCUCUUUGCUUCCAGAUGGAUUCCAUCAAAGCAGAAGUAUCUCAUGAUGUUUUUCCUUACCUUCGACAGUACAAUGAUGGAAGUAUUGAAAGACUUGCGGGAACAGAAGUUGCUCCUGCAGGAUUGGAUCCUGAAUCUGAUGUUUUGUCUGUAGACACUGUUAUCAUACAAGAAACUGGCGUUUCAGCUAGAUUCUACAGACCCAGAUCAACAAAAGUUGGCCAAAAGCUUCCUCUUGCAAUAUAAUAUCACGGUGGAGGCUUUUUCAUAUCAUCUACUGCCGAUCCCAAGUACCAUCAGUGUCUUAACAAGAUAGUAGCUGAGGCUAAAAUCAUUCUUGUCUCGAUUGACUAUAGGUUAGCCCCCGAGAACCCUCUCCCAGCAGGAUAUGAAGACUCUUGGGCUGCACUGAAGUGGGUGGCUACUCAUGCAAAAACUGAUGCAUGGCUCAAGGAUUACGCUGACAUCGGGAAAGUAUUCUUGGCAGGUGAUAGUUGCGGUGCUAAUAUGGCGCAUCAUUUGGCGUUGAAGCUUAAGGGAUCAGAAUUGGGUAGAGAACUGAAGAUUCAAGGGAUUGCCAUGAUCUUUCCUUACUUUUGGGGAAAAGAUCCGAUUGGAAUAGAAAUAACGGACCAGUUCAGGAAAUCAAUGGUGGACAACUGGUGGACGUUCACCUGUCCAUCUGCGAAAGGGUGUGAUGAUCCACUCAUUAACCCAUUUACAGAAGGAUCCCCUAGUCUUGAAGGCUUGGCUUGCAACAAAGUGCUGGUUGUUGUUGCAGAAAAAGACAUACUGAGUGAUAGAGGAAGGCUUUACUAUGGAAAGUUAGUGAGCAGUAGAUGGCAAGGGACUGCAGAGAUUAUGGAAAUAAAAGGAGUGGAUCAUGUCUUCCAUAUAUUUGAUCCAAAUUGUGACAAUGCUAAGAGCUUGUUCAAGCGUCUGGAUUCUUUCUUCAGCCAAGCAUGACCUUCAUAAACAGUGCCUUAUUUCUAUUGUGAGAUACUGAUCCAUGUGAGGAUUUUGAGUUUGAUUAAGUUCCUUUGAAGUGUCAUUUUAUGGGGGCAAAUAAAAAGAAAGCUAAUCUGCAAGUGGUGGUUUAUGAGGUUGAUUUCCAUUGCUAGCUUUUGCUUUUGAGGCAUUUAGUUUAUUUUAGUUAUCAUUAUUUUCAAACAAAUCUUCUUAAUGAUACAGUUCAAAUAAAAGAUAAAAAUUCACAAGCGGAUAAGCGCACGAGGAUAGGAGGAAAUUGAAAAAGAAAACCAACCCUCUUUCCACACAUUAUUGAGCAUAUGAGUGGUCCAUGUAGAAUUGAGUUUUGUCAAAAUAAUGAAGCCAUAAAAUCGAUCACCAUAUUCUACUGAUUCGC